This is a messenger RNA of Ochotona curzoniae (black-lipped pika), 1113 nucleotides long. RefSeq names its product nudix hydrolase 14 (gene NUDT14). Gene Ontology annotation, molecular function: UDP-sugar diphosphatase activity. Gene Ontology annotation, biological process: nucleoside phosphate metabolic process; ribose phosphate metabolic process. The record is from RefSeq and is a predicted model, not a curated record. NCBI's taxonomy places the organism in Eukaryota, Metazoa, Chordata, Mammalia, Lagomorpha, Ochotonidae.
AUGGAGCGCAUCGAGGGCGCAGCAGUGGGUCCCUGCGCCUCGUCGCCCUACCUGCAGCCACUCAGGCUGCACUACGGCCAGGGCACCCCCAAGUCCUGGGAUUUCAUGAAGACCCAUGACAGUGUGACUGUGCUGCUGUUCAAAUCUUCCCAGAGGAGCCUGGUGCUGGUCAGGCAGUUCAGCCAGUGCUGCUUCCCGGGAACCCUGGCCGUGGUGAGGCAGGAUGGGCCCCAGGAGCUGCUGCCUGCUCUGCUUGGUGCAGCGGGGCUGACCGUCCUGUGCACACCUAGCUGUGUGGAGCUGUGUGCUGGCCUCAUGGACCAGCUGGGGCUCUCGCUGGAGGAAGUGGCCAAGAUGUGGGAGGAGUGUGGCUACCGCCUAGCUCCCUCUGACCUCCACAGGGUCGCCACAUCCAGGUGAGGUGUGGGGCUGAUGGGCUCCUGUCAGACCAUGUUCUUCUAUGCCGAAGUGACUGACGCCCAGCAUAGUGGCCCAGGUGGGGGCCGGCCCGAGGAGGGUGAGCUCAUUGAGGUUGUGUACCUGCCCCUGGCCGGAGCCCAGGCCUUCGUGGACAGCAGGGACAGCUCCAAGACUCUAGGCGUCAUCUUUGGCAUUUCCCGGUUCUUCAGCCACGUGGCUCCCACCUGCGUGUCCAGAGAGGGCCUCUACUCUGCUCCCCACCACAAUAAAGGCUUCCGCGGACCCGGAGAGCACCAGCCGGGCCCGUGCCUAGCGGAAGGCAGCGCAGGGGCGCACGGCGCAGCGCCGGCGCCAGAGAGGAGCGGCGCCCCCUGCAGCCGGCGCGGGGAGGGGGCGCGCGAGGGUGCGGUGCCGCGCGUGGGGCCGACCCGGCGCGCGGAGGGAGGGGGCCGCGGCGGUGACCUCAGCGGGAGCCGCUGCACCGCUGCCCGACCCCCGGCAGGAGCCCGGGUCCGAGCUGCCUCGCAGGGCGCGCGCGGGAGCACGCGGCCAACCCCGCGCCCUCCACCACCGGGGCGCUGCCGGGCGGCGCCCUCCGCCGCCUUUAAAGACCGGGGCGCCCCCGGCCCCCCCUCCGCGGCCCCACCCCACGGCGCGCCCCGCCCCCUCAUGCAUAUGCAGGUGCGCGGGUGA